AUGUUUUCUUUCUCCCCGGCAGAUAUCAGAAUAAUCAUUCAUGGUUUGAAACCAUUCUUCGUUUCAAGAUAUGAUCCCAUUAACAGAUCAAAGCUCGAAAAUCCCCGAUUUAUUGGUGUAACGCCAAUUGCAUUUUUUCUUACUUAUACACACUAUGUAUUAAGACACACAAGUGUUCAUACGACUGUUUACUCCACUCCACUCCAUGCAAAUUGUUAUAUGCUCUUAAACCAUCGAGUAGAUCCUAAUACACAACCAAAUCUGAACCCUUCAAAAUGGGGUUUCUUGGUCCAACAGAAUGGAUUAAUAAAUGUCACAGAUUUUUUUUCAGAACAUGCCCUUUAUAUCGGUUUUAUUUACACUUUUAUCGAACGCGCUUUCACUUUGCAUCUUUGCAUGAAUGAGGCUCCUAUUGAUAAUUUUCAAUAUAAAGUGACACACAAUCAGGAUAUCAGAACGUUUGGUAAACAUGUCACACUUAUAGAAAACGCUAUGGUUUAUACACAGCACUUUUUCCAAUUAGUUAUUAUGUCUUCUGUUACUAUAAACAAGAUGGGCCCUCGCUAUUUAAUAAACUUUAUGACUAUAAUAUACGUUGUGUCUCUCAAAUACGUCCCAAAAGCCACAACGCCGGAAGGAGGCUUCUUAAUAUACGUAUUAUAUUUUAGAAAAGUAUACUCAUAUAAUGUUGCAACCAAUGAUAGUAUGGCUUGCUGUUACACAGGAUAG
Molecule: messenger RNA, 729 nt
Organism: Mucor mucedo
Lineage: Eukaryota; Fungi; Mucoromycota; Mucoromycetes; Mucorales; Mucoraceae
Exons: 4
Coding region: 1-729 (242 amino acids)
Source: RefSeq, a predicted model, not a curated record